AAUAUUUGGAGAAAACACUUGAAGAUGAGUUUAAAAAGGUAAUGGUCUUCCUUAAAGGAUUUACCCCAGAAGAAAGAAGAAAACUUGCAAAGGUAACCUCAAUUCUAGUAGCUGGUGGUCAAAUACCUGCUUCUGUUCUUGCAAAUACAUUGCAGGAUCAUUUAGUAAGAGAUGGAAUUGCCUUAGAAUUUAUUAUGGAUGUCUUUCAAGCAUGGCUUGUAGAUAAAGAUAGCACUUCAUUAUGGGGAGCUUUACGUAAAGCAGGGCUAGAUACUCGUUUGUUGGAAUUCUUUCCGGUAAGCAAACGUAGUCAAGAGAAUUUAAUUGCAACUUUUAAAUUGCAUGGUUUAACCCAGCUCUUAGAAUAUCAGAAAGCACAAGAAAAUUCCUUUGUAAAAAAAGAAUUGCAGCAACAAGUUUUCACACGAUUGAAAGAAAAAGCUAGUGUGAAGGAAAUCAUUCCUAUUGUGAAGGAAUAUAUGAUUAAAUAUUCUCUUCCCGAACCCGACGUUGCUGUCUUGUUAUGGACUUCAUUGAUGGCUAUUGUUGAAUGGAAUAAAAAGGAAGAAUUGGUUGCCGAGCAGGCACUGAAGCAUCUUCGUCAAUAUACUUCUCUGCUUUCUGCAUUUACACAAAAUGCCAAAGCAGAAUUAGCCCUUCUUGUGAAGGUUCAAGAAUUUUGCUAUGAUAACAUGAACUUUAUGAAAGUAUUCCAGAAAAUAGUUGUCCUCCUCUAUAAAAGUAAGAGCAAUUUUAUAUUUGAUGAAAACUUAAAUUUGUAAUUAUUUUAAAAAUAA
This is a messenger RNA of Centruroides sculpturatus (bark scorpion), 797 nucleotides long. RefSeq names its product basic leucine zipper and W2 domain-containing protein 2-like. Gene Ontology annotation, molecular function: protein binding. The record is from RefSeq and is a predicted model, not a curated record. The coding region runs from base 42 to 782 and encodes 246 amino acids. Gene Ontology annotation, cellular component: cytoplasm; membrane. The transcript has 6 exons. Lineage: Eukaryota; Metazoa; Arthropoda; Arachnida; Scorpiones; Buthidae.